AUGACGGGAGUUUCUAUAGUUAACUAUGGUGAAAUCACAUGCUCCACGUUAUCUCCUUCCCUUUCAUUGGGAACAUCAUCUUCCGGUGGAAUCGCUGCAUCUGAUGCAGCCUCUGAGAGGAUCAAAGCUGGCUUCAUUCAUUUCAAGAAAGAGAAAUAUGACAAGAACCCUGCUUUGUAUGGUGAACUUGCCAAAGGACAAGCCCCCAAGUUCAUAGUGUUUGCUUGCUCUGAUUCAAGAGUGUGCCCAUCUCAUGUGUUAGAUUUCCAGCCCGGUGAGGCCUUUGUGGUUAGAAAUGUUGCCAACAUUGUCCCACCAUAUGACCAGACAAAAUACGCUGGAGCUGGUUUUGCUAUUGAGUAUACAGUUCUGCAUCACUAUUCUCUUCCACCCUAA
Molecule: messenger RNA, 396 nt
Organism: Arachis stenosperma
Lineage: Eukaryota; Viridiplantae; Streptophyta; Magnoliopsida; Fabales; Fabaceae
Product: carbonic anhydrase, chloroplastic-like
Exons: 4
Coding region: 1-396 (131 amino acids)
Biological process (GO): carbon utilization
Molecular function (GO): carbonate dehydratase activity; zinc ion binding
Source: RefSeq, a predicted model, not a curated record